AUGUCUGACGUUGAACAAGAACAAAUUGUUGAAGAAGUUGUUGUUGAAGAACAAACUGGUGCCAUCACCAUUGAAGAUGCUUUAAAAGUUGUUUUAAGAACUUCUUUAGUCCAUGAUGGUUUAGCUAGAGGUUUAAGAGAAGCUUCUAAAGCUUUAUCUAAAAGAGAAGCUCAAUUAUGUGUUUUAUGUGAUUCUGUUACUGAAGAAUCUAUUAUUAAAUUAGUUGAAGCUUUAUGUAAUGAACCAGAAGAAAAAAUCCCAUUAAUUAAAGUUUCUGAUGCUAAAUUAUUAGGUGAAUGGGCUGGUUUAUGUCAAUUAGAUAGAGAUGGUAAUGCUAGAAAAGUUGUUGGUGCCUCUUGUGUCGUUGUUAAAAACUGGGGUGCUGAUUCCGAUGAAAGAAACAUUUUAUUGGAACACUUUUCUCAACAAUAA
This is a messenger RNA of Candida dubliniensis CD36, 432 nucleotides long. RefSeq names its product 40S ribosomal protein eS12 (gene RPS12). The record is from RefSeq and is a predicted model, not a curated record. Gene Ontology annotation, cellular component: cytosolic small ribosomal subunit; ribosome. The transcript has a single exon. Gene Ontology annotation, biological process: translation. Gene Ontology annotation, molecular function: structural constituent of ribosome. The coding region runs from base 1 to 432 and encodes 143 amino acids. NCBI's taxonomy places the organism in Eukaryota, Fungi, Ascomycota, Pichiomycetes, Serinales, Debaryomycetaceae.